Anopheles maculipalpis is the source of this 1998-nucleotide messenger RNA. RefSeq names its product CDK5 and ABL1 enzyme substrate 1-like. Gene Ontology annotation, biological process: regulation of cell cycle. Lineage: Eukaryota; Metazoa; Arthropoda; Insecta; Diptera; Culicidae. The record is from RefSeq and is a predicted model, not a curated record. The transcript is spliced from 5 exons. Bases 75 to 1994 code for a protein of 639 amino acids.
UUGGUGGAGCCAAGACCACAAAGGGGCAGAGCAAACCAGCCAAAAGCAAACACGUCCCAUCCGGCAUCCGAUACAUGGCUAGUUCUAUGAACAGCAGGAACCGCAUUCGUCGUCGACUGGCUGCGAUAUCCUUUCUGUCCAACAUCUCGCUGGACGGUACCCAUCGGGACACGAAGCUCGGUCCGCUGCACGGAGGCGGAGGCGGAGGCGCAUCACUGGCCGGACGAGCAGGUGGAACAACAGCGGUAAGCCAUACCAGCGCAGCACUAGCGCUGAACAACAAUGAUCUGGACGGUAUCGGCACGUGCAAUGACGAGCCGGGAGAGGAUGGGCUUGACGCGCCUGGGACGGCGGGUGGUGCGGCACCGGCUGAGGGUGCUGCGGCCGGCUUGAGCGGUGGUGGGGCCGGGGCCGCCGCCAACCCGUUGACUGCUGCCGAGGGGCAGCAGCGGGCCCGGGCCAGAACUGGAACGUUUAGCAAAAGUCCCGAACGCUACGCCGGCAAGCGGAUCGACAGCGAGGGCAACAUGGUGGUCAGCAAUGGGUCAUCGGCCAAGGGCACACCGCUGAAGGAUCGUGAAAAUUGGAAUCCAAACGAUGGACGGCUAAACCAUACGGCGGAUAAGCGCUCGCGAGCGAACUCCGCCACGCAGCGUCCAACCGGUGCGAAACGAUCGCUGCUGAUGAAUACCAGUGCCGGAACAAUCGUAACCGGCACCACCACAUCUGGCAGCGGUGGAAAUGGAUCGGAAGAUCCUCAACAACACCGUCCCGGUGCGGGUGCAACCGGAUGGAACACGAACAGCAGCACGGAAAGCCUUAUCCAGGGUCGUCCGAACCGUACCGUCGUUAUAAACGAGCAGGUGGUUGGCGGUGGUUAUCCGCGCGAAGUUCGCUACUACAACCAGAUGGACCUUCGACGCCAUCCGGGCGGAUUUCAGGAGGAUCGCAUUGUGCUGCUGGCAAAGAAAGCACCGUGCCAUAUCUUCUCCGUGUUGCCGUACUGCAAGGGCAAAGCAUCGCGGGCCGAAAUGAGGCGCGAACGGCGUCGCCAUCCGUCCGGCGCACGGCCACUCUCGUCGAUUAAUGAUGCACCGUUCGAUGCAUUCCGGCUGCUCGGGAUCGAGCGGGGUGGUGAAGUUGGGCAGGAAGUCUCGUACGGAUAUCUGUUGAUCCCUUCGAGGGCGUACCAUCGCGAGAAGAAGCACACCGAGAAGGCUAUCAAGAGUGGUGGUGCUGCGUUCGAGAUAACAAACUUUGCCUCAAUGGAGAAUCAUGCCGCGGCACGGUACUAUGAUACGUUGAAUCGUAACAGUGCGGCAAGCCCAUCGCAGACUGCGGGAGGAACAUCCGGUGGAGCGGGUGGUGUUGGUGCAGGAGGUGCGGGUAGUGGACCAUCGUCCGGAUUGCUGGACCUUUCGAAGGAGUACGAAGAUGGAUACACAUCCAUUUCCGGGAUACAAUACUCGGCCAACAUACUGGACGAUCCGGAGCUGAUCGCGGGCAAGCAUCGUACACUGCUCACCUUCACCUCGUACGUAACGUCCGUCAUCGACUAUGUGCGGCCAUCCGAGCUGAAGAAGGAGCUGAACGAUCAGUUCCGGGAAAAGUUCCCACAAAUCCAGCUUACGCUCAGCAAACUCCGAAGCAUUAAACGGGAGAUGAAGCGCAUCAACAAGCUGGACAGCCGUAUCGACUUUCUGACCAUCUCGCAGGCGUACGUCUACUUCGAGAAGCUGAUCCUGUCCAAGCUGGUCAACAAGGAAAAUCGGAAGCUGUGUGCCGGCGCCUGUCUGCUGCUGAGCGCCAAGCUGAACGACAUCAAGGGUGAAGCGCUCAAAAGCUUGAUCGAGAAAACGGAAAGCGUGUUCCGUCUGAACCGUAAGGAGCUGAUCGCUUCCGAGUUUGCGGUGCUGGUUGCGCUCGAGUUUAGCCUGCACGUACCGACGCAGGAAAUUCAUCCACACUAUCAGCGCUUGAUGUACGAAUCAUAGGACC